GCGCGCUGGACAGAGGAGACAGGAUUUGACAGCCUUUGGAUUGAAUGGAUGAUUGUGAAAUAAAGAAAAAGAAAAGGAAAGGAAAAGAAAGCAGGAUAAAGGAUUACUGAUGUGAUAUGUGAUGGAACUGUGACGGCUAGAAGUUGCUCCAUGGAGCUGCAGUCGUCCCGUUAAAUGAGGCGGUCAUGGAGAAGAGCAGCAGCUGGGGAUUACAUGGGUUCGAGCUCUUCUUACUCGUGUUGCUCUCGGGUUACCCGAUCUGCUGUGAGGGAAGCUGGAUGUGGCUGGGCAUCACAUCUGUGGGAGUAGUGGAGAAGAUGGGUUGCUCUAAUUUGCCCCUGUCCAGCAAGCAGAAGGAUGUGUGUAAGCGUAAACCCUACUUGCUCCCCAGCAUUAAAGACGGGGCACGUCUAGGCAUCACAGAGUGUCAGUCCCAGUUCAGACAUGAGCGCUGGAACUGCAGCACCAGCAAACAACCAUCUGUGUUCGGCUAUGAGCUCACCAGCGGAACGAAAGAAACAGCGUUUAUCUACGCUAUCAUGGCGGCAGGGUUGGUGCACUCAGUCACCCGGUCCUGCAGUGCAGGGAACAUGACUGAGUGCUCGUGUGACACCAGGCAGGCGGGCAGUGGCUCACAAACUGAGGGCUGGCACUGGGGUGGCUGCUCCGAUGACAUCGGCUAUGGGACGUGGUUUAGCCGCCGUUUUAUUGACCACGCAACGAAGAACGCUUCUUUGCAUGAAGACGAGGCUCUUCUCUUUAUGAACCAGCAUAACAGUGAGGCAGGGAGACAGGCUGUAGCCAAGACAAUGUGGACAGACUGCCGCUGCCAUGGCGUCUCAGGGUCCUGUGCUGUAAAGACAUGUUGGAAGACCAUGGCUUCCUUUGAGCGUGUAGGCAACUAUCUAAAGGACCGUUAUGAGAAUAGCGUACAGGUGCUAGACCGCACCAAGCGCAAGUUCCGUCGCAAGGAAAAGGAACAGAGGCACAUGCCAAUUGGCCGGGAGGAGCUCAUCUUCCUUAACAAGUCACCCAAUUAUUGUGUGGAGGACCGGCGCUUGGGUGUGGCCGGGACUAGAGGGCGCCGUUGCAACCGCACAUCUGCUGGACCGGACAGCUGUAACUUGCUGUGCUGUGGCCGAGGAUACAACACGCAUGUGGUGCGUCAUGUGGAGCGCUGCGAGUGCAAGUUCAUCUGGUGCUGCUAUGUGCGCUGCCGACGCUGCGAGACCAUGAAUGACAUUCACACGUGCAAAUAGACAGUUGAGACCAGUGGACAGCAACCUAUGAGAGGACAUUUAAGAGAUGAAGUUUGAUUGGGGAAAUGGAGAUUAUAUGGGUUCUUCUUUUACUUCCUUUCCUUCCUCUUCCUCUUUUUGGCAUUCACCUCAAAAGCUUGAUUCAGCAGUGCUUGAGUAGCUGGAUGGAUUCUCAGGAAGUUGAUGAAAUAUUACCUGAUGACUGAGUGCUACUGUGAGAACUGAUGACUGAAGCAGCUUUUUUGUGAUCAAGAGUUAAUCUCAUUCUCUUCUUAUGAACAGUUCCCCCUAUAAGACAAUACAAUGGACAACUUCGAAUCUUUGGGAUCCAGUGUCAAUUAGAUUCUAAUAUGGGUUGAAGUUUGAUCAAAUUCAGAUGAUCUAUAUUCAUGUCAUAAUAUUUCAGCCUUGAAUAAUACUUGUAAUGUUAAAAUUUAUUGACUUGCCCCUCACUGGGAUCUUAACUAUCAGAGAAGCUAAAGAAUCAAAAGUACUUAAAAAUAAAAACACAGCACCAUCAUGCUUAUAAUAACUUAUUAGUUUUUGGUAGUGAAAUACUUAUAUGAUGUAUAUAGUCUGCUAAAUGAUAUUGCUCUUCUUAGUAAAGACCAUUCUUUUUCAUUGAACAAUCCAAGUAGAAUCCUUCAAGAAAGCUAGAACAAGUAAGAUUUCAAAGAGCUAUU
Silurus meridionalis is the source of this 1942-nucleotide messenger RNA. It is a transcript of the gene wnt16, whose product is annotated as wingless-type MMTV integration site family, member 16. The transcript is spliced from 4 exons. Gene Ontology annotation, biological process: cell fate commitment; multicellular organism development; neuron differentiation. Gene Ontology annotation, cellular component: extracellular region. Gene Ontology annotation, molecular function: cytokine activity; frizzled binding. The record is from RefSeq and is a predicted model, not a curated record. The coding region runs from base 186 to 1259 and encodes 357 amino acids. NCBI's taxonomy places the organism in Eukaryota, Metazoa, Chordata, Actinopteri, Siluriformes, Siluridae.